Molecule: messenger RNA, 3459 nt
Organism: Miscanthus lutarioriparius
Lineage: Eukaryota; Viridiplantae; Streptophyta; Magnoliopsida; Poales; Poaceae
Source: the annotation of a GenBank genome assembly
AUGGCUUCGACAUUCGGUGCCACUUCUACAGUUGGCCUUAUGGCUGCUCCAACAGGGAAGAAUGUGCGCCUUCAGAGGAGGACUAACUUCAGAGUAAAAGCAGCCAAGGAGCUGUACUUCAACAAGGAUGGCUCAGCUAUCAAGAAGCUCCAGACUGGAGUCAAUAAGCUUGCAGACCUAGUUGGAGUUACACUCGGACCAAAGGGAAGGAAUGUCGUUUUGGAGAGCAAGUAUGGCUCUCCUAGGAUUGUUAACGAUGGUGUUACAGUUGCAAGAGAGGUUGAGCUGGAGGACCCUGUGGAAAACAUUGGAGCUAAAUUGGUCAGGCAAGCUGCAGCUAAGACCAAUGAUCUAGCUGGAGAUGGGACAACCACCUCCGUGGUCCUUGCUCAGGGACUGAUUGCUGAGGGUGUUAAGGUUGUGGCAGCUGGUGCUAAUCCUGUCCAGAUUACUCGUGGUAUCGAGAAAACAGCGAAAGCACUAGUUGAAGAACUACGUAAGUUGUCUAAGGAUGUUGAAGAUAGCGAGCUUGCAGAUGUUGCUGCAGUUAGUGCUGGCAACAACUAUGAAAUCGGUAACAUGAUAGCAGAGGCCAUGAGCAAGGUUGGUCGGAAGGGUGUGGUUACCCUUGAAGAGGGGAGGAGUUCUGAGAACUUUCUCUAUGUUGUGGAGGGAAUGCAGUUUGACCGUGGUUAUAUCUCUCCGUACUUUGUAACAGACAGUGAGAAAAUGUCUGUCGAGUACGAGAACUGCAAGCUGCUUUUGGUUGACAAGAAGAUCACCAACGCAAGGGAUCUUAUCAACGUUUUGGAAGAAGCCAUCAGAGGUGCAUACCCAAUCCUGAUAAUUGCUGAGGAUAUUGAGCAGGAGGCUCUUGCUACCCUUGUUGUCAACAAGCUUAGAGGAUCAUUGAAGAUUGCUGCCAUCAAAGCCCCUGGUUUUGGAGAGCGCAAGACUCAGUACUUGGAUGAUAUUGCCAUCCUUACUGGAGCAACUGUAAUCAGAGAUGAAGUUGGGCUGUCGCUUGACAAGGCUGACAAAUCAGUCCUUGGAACAGCUGCAAAGGUUGUUCUUACCAAAGAGUCGACAACAAUUGUUGGUGACGGCAGCACCCAGGAAGAAGUGACUAAAAGGGUUGCGCAGAUUAAAAAUCUGAUUGAGGCAGCAGAACAAGAAUACGAAAAGGAAAAACUCAAUGAGAGGAUAGCAAAGCUUGCUGGUGGUGUUGCUGUCAUUCAGGUGGGAGCACAAACAGAAACUGAACUAAAAGAGAAGAAGUUGAGAGUUGAGGAUGCGCUAAAUGCAACUAAGGCUGCUGUCGAGGAAGGUAUUGUUGUUGGUGGAGGGUGCACUCUUUUGCGGCUUGCAGCUAAAGUCGAUGCCAUCAAGGAUACACUGGAGAACGAUGAGCAGAAGGUUGGAGCUGAAAUAGUAAGGAGGGCCCUGAGCUACCCACUUAAAUUGAUUGCUAAAAACGCUGGUGUCAAUGGCAGUGUUGUCACUGAGAAGGUCCUUUCUAACGAUAACUUCAAGUAUGGUUACAAUGCUGCUACUGGACAGUACGAGGACUUGAUGGCUGCUGGUAUCAUUGACCCCACCAAGGUGGUGAGAUGCUGCUUGGAGCACGCCGCGUCGGUAGCCAAGACCUUCCUGACAUCAGAUGUCGUGGUCGUCGACAUCAAGGAGCCGGAGGCCACGCCCCUCGCUAACCCAAUGGACAACUCUGGUGAAAAGAUAUCAGAUGAACGUUUCAUUCUAGCUUCACAAGCACUUCAAGUAUACUACGUUCCUGAUCAGGUUGAUACUGAGUGGGCUGCUGCUGUUCAAUCAAUACCUAGUGGUUCAUAUAACUUGGAUAAUUUGGAGAUUGAACAUACCGAUAAUGAUAAUGGACAGGUUAUGCCUUCUGUGACUGAUCUAAGUGGCACUGUGACUGUGGAUAUUAUUAAUGGGGUUAUCCCUUCUGUUAGAACUGACAUAGAUGGUGUAAUUGUUGAUAAAAAAAAUCUAAAAAUGGAUCUAGAAAGAGGAAAAAUGGCAAGCGCUAGAAAAAACAAUACUUGUGCCCCUCUCAACGUGUAUGAACAGCAGAGGAAUGCAAACAUUACAAUUAUUGAUGCGAAGCUACAAUCUCUUAAUAUCCCUAGGAUGACAAAAGAGCAAAAUGAUCAACCUAAGACAAGGAAAAAGGUUCUAGAACUCACACAGUUGUUGCUGAAACGGAAGCCCAUAAUUUGCGCCCAAGGCCACCAAGAAAUUGUUGAGAAUGCAAAUGAGGAGAUUGAUGAAGAUCUGGAUUGUGAACCAAUUGGGGAUUUUUUAUGUGCCAACGAAGAUGUUCAUAUUAGUCCACGCAAGAAAAGGGGAGGGAGGGGUAUCACUAGAAUAGAAGAAGUAUUUGCAAGGACACCUGAUAUGGCAAAAGUGAAAAUAAAUCUUAAUGAAUAUGGUCAGCCUGUAGGGUCACGUUCUAGGGAGCUUGCUAGUGUUAUUGGUUGUUUGGUGAGGAAGAUAUCAGUUCAGUGUUCUGAUUGGAGGCUUGUUGAUGUUAACAAGAAGAGUGCACUUUGGAACGACCUAAAGGCUAAAUAUGAUAUUCAUGCUGAUGGAAAGAAUUGGGUUUUAAAAACUGCUGGAAAUAAAUGGAAGGACUUUAAGGCAAAUUUGAAGAAACAGUAUUUUGAUGACAAAUUAACAGAUGAGCAACUUAAGAAAAUGUAUGGUGAUAGAGUUAAUGACAGUGAUUGGGCGUAUCUUGUAACUCAUUGGAUGUCUCCUGACUUUGAAGGUCAUGAGCUAGGACGCCCUCCUCGACGAGAUGAAGUAUAUAUCAAAACUCAUACAAGAAAAAAUGGUGUUCCUACACAGAAUGCAGAACCAAUCAUUAACAAACUUAAAGAAAUUGUUGAAGCCCGCCCAGAGUUGAAGGAAAGAACAAUUGAACAGGGCGAUGCACUUGCUGCUGCUUGUGGUGCAAAGGAGCCAAGAGGGCGUGUAGCCCAAGGUCUACAGAAAAUGUUGAUGCACAUCAUCAUGAUGCUCUUUUCGAAGAAGAUGAAGAUUGUGGAGAUAAUGAAGACCAUGACGCAUGUCCCGAGGAGGGUGAAUAUUAGUUUGCACGGAGGCGUCUUGCAGCCCAUACUAUGCAGUUUCAUCAACAUAGCCCCACUAGUGCAACCCAUACAGUGCAGACCCAUGCAACCUCACCCCAUCAGUGCACCCCCAACGAUACAGCCCCUGUUGCGCAGCACCAUGCACCCUUGUCCAGUCACCGCUUCCCCAACAAUGCAGCCCCUACAGUCCAGCACGGUGCAGCACAUGAAGAGCAGCCCCAUGCAACCUCAUCCCGUCAGUGUAUCCCCAGCAAUGUUCUUCCUGCAGUCCAGCCCGAUGCAGCCCGUUAAGUGCAACCCGAUGCAGCAAAACAAGCAAAGCCAGUGCAACCCCAGCCUGGAAUGA